CUUCCCCUGGUGUGGUCACUCUGUACAGUCAUGUCCUCCCUCAGUCUCACCCACUGCGUCACCACCGACUUAUUCUCCGCUGCGUCAUCCGGUAACGCAGAUCUGGCCCAACACGGUCCACCAGGACAAUAAAACCAGCCCGGCGGUCAUCGCAUGACAUGGCGCACCCACAGGCGAACCUUUCACCUGUCACCACGGGGAGGGGAGAGACACAGAGAAAAGAGAGGGGGAAAGGAAAUUGCAAAAGGGAAGGCCGCGACGUCAUCCACGUGGGGUGCAACGCCCAUGACGUCAGCGCUUCUUCCUUCCCCUCGGCCGUCUCUCUCUCAUCUUUCCAUCUUGUUCCUGGCCGUCGACCUUCUGGUUCUGUUUUCCUUUUAUACUCUUCCAGCGUAACAUCCGCCUCUAUACUCAGACCCAGACCCGGACCCAGACCCAGACCCAGACCAGACCCUUACCGAAAGUCGCGCGUGCGCUGCGGUGCGAUAACAUAACCAACCCAGUACGUUAACUUCCUCCUACCGAACCGAGUCAAAUCAGACGAGCCUAACUA
Aspergillus homomorphus CBS 101889 is the source of this 553-nucleotide messenger RNA. RefSeq lists its product as uncharacterized. The coding region runs from base 159 to 494 and encodes 111 amino acids. NCBI's taxonomy places the organism in Eukaryota, Fungi, Ascomycota, Eurotiomycetes, Eurotiales, Aspergillaceae. The record is from RefSeq and is a predicted model, not a curated record. The transcript has a single exon.